Molecule: messenger RNA, 274 nt
Organism: Sinocyclocheilus anshuiensis
Lineage: Eukaryota; Metazoa; Chordata; Actinopteri; Cypriniformes; Cyprinidae
Product: cytochrome P450 2K1-like
Exons: 2
Coding region: 16-240 (74 amino acids)
Biological process (GO): xenobiotic metabolic process
Cellular component (GO): intracellular membrane-bounded organelle; cytoplasm
Molecular function (GO): oxidoreductase activity, acting on paired donors, with incorporation or reduction of molecular oxygen, reduced flavin or flavoprotein as one donor, and incorporation of one atom of oxygen; heme binding; iron ion binding
Source: RefSeq, a predicted model, not a curated record
UGGGGUCUUCUUCUCAUGGCCAAAUACCCUGAAAUACAAGCCAGGGUUCAAGAUGAGAUUGACCGAGUGAUCGGUGGACGUCAGCCAGUGGCGGAAGACAGGAAGAACUUAUCAUAUACAGACGCUGUGAUCCAUGAAACCCAGAGAUUUGCAAACGUAAUACCCCUUGGUUCCCCUCAUCAGACCACCUGUGAUGUUCACCUGAAUGGAUACCUCAUCAAGAAGGUCUGGCUCCAGUAAGAACAUGCAGUGUUCUUGAUUAUGUGUUUGCACC